Messenger RNA from Columba livia (rock pigeon), 3585 nucleotides. It is a transcript of the gene PTHLH, whose product is annotated as parathyroid hormone like hormone. The record is from RefSeq and is a predicted model, not a curated record. Gene Ontology annotation, cellular component: extracellular region. Gene Ontology annotation, biological process: bone mineralization. Bases 2571 to 3104 code for a protein of 177 amino acids. NCBI's taxonomy places the organism in Eukaryota, Metazoa, Chordata, Aves, Columbiformes, Columbidae. Gene Ontology annotation, molecular function: hormone activity. The transcript has 6 exons.
AGGAAUCGUUUCACCCGGUUAGAAGAUUACACCAGGUCAGACGUGGCUAAGGAUUUUCUUAUUCCUGACAGCAGCAGGAAGGAGAGGAAGGCAACCUUGAUGGGAGCUGGGAACAGAGUGCAACAGGGAGGAAGAUUUCGCUUCUGAGCAACUUUUGGGGAGCCUGGUCGCCCACCCAUCUGCAGCCCCUGGCUCUAUUCACCGCUCAGGAAUUACGUGCCAAACCUGGAACAGGGACUUACCUUCCUAGCCAAGCUCUCAGGAUAGAACAUAGUUUUGGAAGCAAUUGCUGAGAAGAUCAACCACUGUUGGCCAGGGUGAUCUCUGAGAAGCACAGAGGGCUGUAACUCAAGGAAAAGGUGAAGUAACAAAUUGUGAAGAAAUUUCACUUCUCCAAGUUUAUAAAGGUUAUUUAUUUUUCCUGACUCUGUAAGGGUUAGGGUGGUGUUUGGGUUUCUUGAUGUGGGUUUUGUGUUUGGUUGGUUGGCUUUUGUUUUGUUUUGUUUUUAUUAUUAUUUAUUUCUGGGGGAAAGGUAAUUCUAAAAAUAUUUAAUGGACGUUUUGCCUUUAACAUGAGCAAUAGACCUAUGAGUGUGUGGGAGCUGUUUUCAGGAGAUCUUACAAUUAUUUUUUAUUAGGCGAAAGGGCAGUAUAAAUCAAAGAAGCAUAUUAGCUAUACAUUUUAAUUUAUAGCCUACCAGGUGUUCAGGGAAUUUAUUUACAGCAUAAACGGUUUAAUGUUUUCAGCAUGAUUUCUAUUUCAGCUCUUAUAUUUUCGGCUUUAUUUCCCUGUAUAUUAUGAAAUUUGGUUGAGGACCUGGGCUUUUAAACUGUGGCAGCAAGUGGCGUUGAACUAAAUGUAACCUGCAGGUAGAAAAAUAGUUUGCUCUGCACCUCAGUUUUCUCCAGAAAGCGUUCCUUAAUACGGGGAGAUGAUGAGAAGGAGCAACCAGCGGGCACACCUCAGAGUUUUGUUGUGACUUCUGAGGAUGUUGAGAAAGCAUUUGCUGUAAAUCAGGUUGUCAGUGGCAGAAAUCACCGACCUCUCCGUACCUGGGGACAGCGGCCGGUACCCGCGGGCAGGUGGCUCCGGGCAGGUUUUGGCGGGGCGUGGAGCGGAGCCCCUCGGAGGGAUGAGGGCUCCCGGGAUGCCACUGGCACGGAGCCGGCGUCCCCAGGUGUUGCUGUCCGCUUGGGCAGGGCCACAGCGUGCGGGGAUCCCAUCCUCUGCAGUCAAACAGCAGAUUGGCUUGUCAAGAAUAUCCCUUUCGAAGAGCCGCCGGAAGGUGGGGGCAAGGGGUGCACCAAACCCCCUCCCCCCGGCUUUCUCGCUAUAUCUUACUUCGUAAUAGCCGGGGGCAGUUUCUUGCGCAAUGAAGCUGCAUAAAGGGGCGGAUUGUGUUACCUUUGGUUUUUACAUAAGUGCUUUCCCGUGAUGGAAAAAGUUGAUCCCGUCGUCGGGGGCUGCAGGGCUGCCGGUGGGGCGCGGGGGUGGCGGCCGGUCCCUGUCGGGGUACCGGGGGGGUGGCUGCGCUCCCGCCGCUCCGGCCGCCUCCACCGCCUCUUCCUCAACCCCGCGCCGCAACCCGCCUCGCGCGGCAGCGCAACCUGCCACAGAUAUUUGCAACGCCCAGGCCAGACUGACGGACGGAGAAGUGGAAGGCGAAAGGGGAGAGGGGAGAGGAGGAGAAAACUUUCCACUAAUCUACUUUUUUGGCCAGGAGCGCCCGUGUUCACAGACGGCGAGUACCUCCCACUUAGCCCCCCCUCCCCUUUACUAGCGUACAAUUAACAUCAUUAGGAAUCAGCCCUUCAGCUAAUAGAGGAACUGCGACGAACAACGGUAGGUGUGCGAAAGAAAAGGCGGCAACGGUCCCAGGCUGGGCUUUGGGGCUUGAUCUAGUAAGUGCUCCCACUGGUGGGGGGAUCGCCCUUUCCACUGUGCUGCGGCAGGGGAGGCGCUGACCUAGGGGUAAACACAGAAAGGGAGAGGUAGAGGGAGAGAGAGAGAGAGGAGCUCGGCUGCAGAAGAUGUGAAGAGCUUGGCUGGCGUCCUUAGGGUCUGCUGAGUGCAUGUGCUGUCGGGUGUUUCCCUUCAUCGCUGUUUUUUGAUUCCGGUCCCGGGAAGCGCUGACUUCUAGUCUUUGGCUGUGGGUAUCCUGCCCGGGCUCUUGAGCUCUCCGCACAUGUUCCUAGGGCGCCAUCUCUUUGCAAAACCCUCCGUCCUCCCGCAGGUCUCCCAGAGGCUGUUUCGGAGCGUGUGAACAUCGCAGGCUCCAGCCCAGUCCAACCUGCAGAGCCAAGCAUGCUCCCCAGCCCCUGAGCCUCCCUGGGCUACCGCUCCUCUUAAACCUCUCGAGCUCUCCACCAAGGCAUCGCUCUCUGCUUGAGUUCCCUGUCCUCAACACUGUUGUGGAACCAGCUUUCCGGAAGCAGAGGACGUGAACCUGACUUUUUUUUUUUUUUUUCCAGAGGUAUACUUAAAGACAGAUGUAUAGAUGCAUUUCCAUCUGCACUCCCCCUCCGCCACCCCCCGGCCUGAAUCGCUGUUUUAAGACCCGGAGGAUACAAUGUUCACUAAACUCUUCCAGCAGUGGAGUUUCGCAGUGUUUCUGCUGAGUUAUUCCGUGCCUUCUUACGGGAGAUCAGUAGAGGGGAUCAGCCGCAGACUCAAACGAGCUGUAUCAGAGCACCAGCUAUUGCAUGACAAGGGCAAGUCAAUCCAAGACUUACGAAGAAGAAUAUUCCUUCAAAAUUUAAUUGAAGGUGUCAACACUGCAGAAAUUCGUGCAACUUCAGAGGUUUCACCUAACCCUAAGCCUGCUACCAACACGAAGAACUACCCUGUCCGAUUUGGUAGCGAAGAUGAGGGCAGAUACCUAACUCAGGAGACAAACAAAUCACAGACCUACAAGGAGCAACCCCUGAAGGCAUCAGGGAAGAAAAAGAAAGCAAAGCCUGGAAAACGUAAGGAACAGGAGAAGAAAAAGAGGCGAGCUCGCUCAGCUUGGCUAAAUUCUGACAUGUAUGGAAGCAGUGUGACCGUGAGCCCACUCUUGGACAACUCCGUUACUACACAUAAUCACAAUUUAAGGAGGCGCUGACAUUUUCAGCAAGAAAUUUUUGGAAGACAUAUUGCAGUAUUCUGUAAUAGUGAACAUAUGGGAAGUAUUAAAAUAUUUAUUACCUGUAAAUAUUGUAAAUGCUCAGAAUAAAACUUUUUCCCCCAUUGCUCUCUGAAACUGCACAUUUGGUUAUUGUGAAUUUUCUUUGUUUCUUUUUUUUUUUUCCCCUAAGGCUAAGACAAUUAUUAUUAUCACAUUUAACAUAAUUUAUUUUGUUGACUGGUGUAUUUAUUUUGUGAACGUAUCUUGGUGCUGCUGACUUUCUAUAUUUUUUGUAACAUAAUGCACUUUAGAUAUACAUAUCGAGUACAUUGAUAAGUGACAUAAAAUGUUCCCAUUUCGUGGUUGACUUCAAUGAAUGCCUACAUACAAUUGUUCAAACUGAUUUUCCUUUGUGCAUGUAUAAUAGCAGUAUUUUAAAAUUUGUAAAGAAUGUCUAAUAAAAUAUAAUCUAAUUAAA